AUGGCGCGGCGCGCGGCGACGGGCGCUAUCUGUCCGUUUGCGUCUCUUCGUUCGGCCCCUUCUCCCCCUCCUCAGGGAUUUUCUGCCUCGGCUUAUGUCGCACCUUUCUCCGCUCACGCGCAGAGGCCCAUCCGCUCAAGGUCCUUCAAUUCUUCCGUCUCUGCAUCCGUCUCCUCAUCCGCAUCGGCUGGUCUUUCCUUUCCUACGCCCUUUUCUUCUCUCUCUGCGUUGUCGUCUCAGUCUCCUGCGGCUCUUCCGCGUCGCUCCACCCCGCGCUGCAGCGCAAACUCGCCGCGUUUGACGCCUCUUUUCGGUUUCCGGUCCUCUUAUGCGUCUCGCGCCUCGUUUUCUUCUGAUCGCUUCUCUUCCCCCUCGACGACGGCCGCACCAUCGUCAGCGGCCGCGAGGGGAGAGCACGGGCGCGAAGGAGACCAGGCUGCCGAAAAGGAGUUCCUCCGCCGCGUGGAGGCUGCAGCGAGCCGUCUGCGAGAGGAAGCAGAGAAGAAAAGGCGGGAUGCCUCCGAGGCGGAGGAAGAAACGGUCGCCCAACCCCAGGGGGCUGACCGCCACGCUCCGCCCUGCCCCUCCUCUGUAUCCUCGUCUUCGUGGUUGUGUCCGGCGAGCUCUGCGGGAGGCGACGGCCUCAUUGACAAGGGCGUAGAGACGCUACCCGCCGGCCCUGAGUCCACCUUCAUUGAUGUCGGCUUCCGCGUCGAGAAGCUUUCGCACUUUGAGUCUGCCAUGCACCAGCUGCAGUCCACGCUGCUGCUUCUCCUCCACGGAGCUCCUCGCGAAGGCCCGAUGAAGCGCGAGCUGCAGAGAGCUGUCGCCAAGUCCUACCUCGAUAUGGCUAUGCUCGCCCACCAGCACAACAAGCUCGAUGAGGCAGCUGACGCCUACAGGCGCGCGCUGAGUUUCUACGCGGCCGCCGCGCGAGAGGAAAAGGCGCCGGCUGAGGUCGCAGGCAGGGGCGAGGACGGCGAGUCUUCACUGACCGCGCCGCUGGCGUUAGACAUCGCCAACUGCCUCUCUUGUCUUAGCGUCGUCGAGGCAGACCGCGGGAGCGUCGAGAAGGCCCUGGGGUUCCUCGAGAAGUCGAUGCAGUGGAAAGUGGCGCUACUGAACGGCGUGCCCCUCGCGCCUCUCCUCGCGCAGCUGCAGGGUGCGCGGGACCCCCAGCCGGAUGCGCCUUCGCGCGCGGUGGACACGAUCAAGCGCAUCCCUCUGCAGCCCGAGAGUCUGUUUUUUGACACGAUGAACAGUCUCGGUGGGAUCUAUUUGCGGCAGGGCGACGUGCGGAAGAGCGCGCUGGCGCUGCGCUUCGCAGUCGAGUGUCUGUACAGAUUGGGCGAGCUGUACACGGGCCAGCGAUUCGCUCACUUGGGAAGGACGUCGAGCCCUCCGGAGGCAGGCGCGGUUGCAUCGCCGACGCUGGCCGAGUUGUUCGGAGAAGGGCCCUUGGGAGCCAUCGCGUCUGACGCCUCUUCUUCAGAUCUGCCUGGCGCCUCGAUGGCCUCGUCGCUCCCGUCGCCGGCUGCUACUGCGUCUGCCUCUCGGUCUGUUGCGGCGGCAGCCUCGCCCUCUUCAGACGCGCGGGCGCCCUGCACGUUCUCUUACUUUUUGACGGCGCUGUGUGAGCACAUCAACAGCGAGAGACGGGCGCUGUACGAGGAAGCGCGCCGCGCCGUGGAGCGCGAAGAGGAGAAGAAAAAGCAGCUGAGGCGACUGCAGCUGCGGCAGAUGGAGUCUCAAGCGGGAAUCGUGCCUGCGGACCGGGGGCAGGGGUUCGCAGAAGGCGGAGGCGAGAAAGCGCCGCGAGAAGAAGGAAUGGUGGAGAGCGAAGCGCCAGCUCACCCUCAACGCAGCGAAGCGAGCGAGGAGGCAAGAGACGACUUGCGAGGCCUCGCCGUCGCUGCGGAGAAAGAUGCUUCGCAGCGUCCAGCAAGAAGCGUCGCGCGAAGCAGGGCAGAGUCUCUGCUGCCCUAUGGCACGAUUGUGUUCUACAAUCUGGGCCAAAGCCUGUUGUCGCUCGGGCAGCGUCAGCAAGCGCUGGAGGCACUCGAAAAGGCCGAAGCUCUCGCUGAGCUGGCGCAGAAUUCCGACCUCCAGCGUCGCGUCGCCGCCCUCGUCGCGAGUCUGCGACCUGCUUCGCCUCAGGCUUGA
Besnoitia besnoiti is the source of this 2163-nucleotide messenger RNA. RefSeq names its product tetratricopeptide repeat-containing protein. The transcript has 7 exons. NCBI's taxonomy places the organism in Eukaryota, Apicomplexa, Conoidasida, Eucoccidiorida, Sarcocystidae. The coding region runs from base 1 to 2163 and encodes 720 amino acids. The record is from RefSeq and is a predicted model, not a curated record. Gene Ontology annotation, molecular function: protein binding.